GUCUCUCGUCACGAUCUAUGAUACCAUGCCAUGUACUCUCAGGCUCAACCGUGUCUUCGGUGGCGGCGCUGCAAUGUAGCCGAGACGACGUGAACCCCCCCCCACACACACAACGUUGGAUAUUGUCAUUAGCAGCCGCCCCUCUUCGGGGUGCACUUGAUGCACUUGAGGUGGAAUGCCUGCAAAUGGAAUAUUCACGUUGUACUGGAGAGAAAAUGGAUCUUGAAAAACGUCCCGCUCUUACCCGAUAAGAAUUGCAUGGUUUUGAAAGUUUCAUGGAGGGGAGCAUAUUCAUGUUGAGGUGGCUGCAGAUCAGCCAGG
Molecule: messenger RNA, 321 nt
Organism: Aspergillus caelatus
Lineage: Eukaryota; Fungi; Ascomycota; Eurotiomycetes; Eurotiales; Aspergillaceae
Exons: 1
Coding region: 18-251 (77 amino acids)
Source: RefSeq, a predicted model, not a curated record